Phlebotomus papatasi is the source of this 1142-nucleotide messenger RNA. Its product is annotated as serine/threonine-protein kinase 16. Gene Ontology annotation, biological process: protein phosphorylation. The coding region runs from base 109 to 1065 and encodes 318 amino acids. Gene Ontology annotation, molecular function: ATP binding; protein serine/threonine kinase activity. NCBI's taxonomy places the organism in Eukaryota, Metazoa, Arthropoda, Insecta, Diptera, Psychodidae. The transcript is spliced from 3 exons. Gene Ontology annotation, cellular component: Golgi apparatus; cytoplasm. The record is from RefSeq and is a predicted model, not a curated record.
GUUAGUGACGUGUCUCCCAACAGGAAAACACCGUGUGUAAACAAAACAGUGCAGUUUUUGUGGAGGAUUUAAAGGGGCUCAAAAAGGGCCACUUGGGGCUAAAGUGAAAUGAACAGUAUAGGCUGGGCUAUACUCUUCAAAACGGGCUGCUUCUGCACGCGCGAAAGUAUUGUGAUCAAUGGUACUAAGUACAGUGUUUUGGAGCAAAUAGCCCAAGGAGGCUUUAGCAUUAUAGACCUCGUGGAGAAUUCCACGACAAAGACCAAGUACGCCCUGAAGCGUAUGACAUGCCAUGGAAUUGAGGAUCAGCAGAUAGCCCUACGUGAAAUUCAACUGAGCAGCUCAAUCAAUCACAGAAAUAUUAUCAAUAUUGUUGAUUACAUGGUAGAAGGAAAUGCCGAUAUCGUGAUAAAUGCAACAAGUGAGGUGUACAUGGUGCUGCCGUACUACAAAAACGGCUCCCUGCAGGAUAACCUCAAUCACCGGGCCCGUUCGCGGGAUUUUAUGAAUGAGACACAGGCUCUGCACAUUUUUCUGGGAGUGUGCGAGGGCCUGAAGGCUCUGCAUGAAGCCAAACCCGAUCCAAUUGCCCAUAGAGAUUUGAAAACAGCCAAUAUCUGCCUCUCGGACACCAUGGAGCCGGUUCUGGUGGAUCUAGGCUCAGCCACUGAGGCCAGGGUACAGAUCUGUGGGCAGCAGGAUGCGCAGAAAUUGCAAGAUAUUGCCGAGGAGCGCUGCUCAAUUGUCUAUCGAGCUCCGGAACUCUUCAAUGUUCAGAGUUACUGCAUGAUUGACGAACGGACGGAUAUCUGGAGCUUGGGAUGCGUUCUCUACAGUAUCUGCUUCUUCAAGUGCCCCUUCGAUGUGGUCUAUGAGAAGGGAGAUAGCGUAGCUCUGGCAGUAUUGAGUGGGAACAUCACAUUUCCCGAGGAUUCUCCCUAUUCUCAGGACAUGCAUGAUCUCAUCACAUUUAUGCUGCGCCUGAACCCCAUGGAACGUCCCUUCAUCUACAGUGUGAUCGAGCGAGCCAAUGAUAUCAUCGCAAAGUCAGAGAGUCGCCUCUGAUCCCACAAAAUAGUGCAUUUGUAAAGAUAAAUCCUCACCAGAGUCGAAAGUAUAUUAAACAAAAAUUUUGCUACAGA